AUGUGAAAAAUAGAAAACAAAAAAAAAAACAGUUUUAUACAUAUAUAUACAUACAUAUGCAUUGCAUGACCAUGACUGAAAUUUAGCGAAAAUCUGAAAGUGUGAAAACAAAAACAAUUACUAAGUGCCACCCCGUCGGCAAAUGUGUGAUAAGUGUGUAGAAUUAACAAAAUUGACAGGUGCCAAGACUCAAACAACAAUACAUAAAACAAGUGCUUGACAAAUCUGAAAUAAUAAUUCUAUUUUUAGCAAAACAAUAAGCAAAGAGAAACAUAAACAAAUGGCUGAUGAAUAAAAACUAAGAACAGAAUCUAAAUAAAUAUGCGAGAGGGUAUUAGAGCGCAUUUCAAACAGUGUUGCAAGUAAAGUAAAAUUUAUUGAUUUUAAAAUACAAAAGAGCGCUAAAGUCAGCGCGAUCGAAAUUCAAGUCGACGAACAUAAAGUGAGAAAAGAUUUCAACAGUGUUUUAUUUAAAUUUGUGUGUGGGUGUUUCUGCAACACGGCUCAGAUAAGCGCGCUCACUUCCGUUUACCCACUACAGUGUGCUCCCCAUCCCCCCAAAUACUAUUACAAUCGAUACCACAUGGCCGACGAGAGCACCACCGACAGUCCGCGUCCCUUUCGCCGCGAACGUAAUCUAAGUAAUCGAAAUUUCGCCAAGCGCCGCUCCUCGCGACGCGUUAGUACUGAGAGCCACAGCUCAGUGGAGUCAUUUAAUCUAAGUGCGGCUGAGAGCACUCACACUUCCAGCUCAGUGAGCUCAGCGCACGAGCACAAUUCCAGCGCAAGUCACAAUCACAGUACGCCGAGUAGCAGUGGCAGUAGUGGUUCGCAUUCGCUUAGCGUUGCCAGUAGCCAAUUACAGUAUUCAUAUUCGGUACAUUCGGACACGGAAAGUGCUUUUUAUCGCGCAUCCACGCGUAGAAUGGUACCACCACCAUUGCCCAUAACUGGGCCACCACACAAUAACGAUGAAGAGGUGCCGGCGACGGCGCCGAAUCAAGAUGAUGGCGCUGCUGCAGAAGCUGAGCAACCACCUACGCCAACAGACCCUGCCUUGUUGGGUGUACGACAAAAAGUUCAUCGCUUUGAGACGUUAACAGCAGAGCAGCGUAUUUUGUUCAAAACGGGUCGUCAUCAGCUACGUAAACAACAGCAGUACAACACACAUACAGAUGCCGCGGCGUCAACCGCAGCUGAUGUGACGGCCUCGCCUGGCUUGUGGCGUGUCUUUCCGCCAGCGAUGCGUCGCUCCACACCUGAUGCGGAUAGCUCGGCAGGUGGUCGUCAUUCGACGGCUAGCUCUUUUCACACCUCCAUCGAUGAGGAACGUUCGGUGGACGAUGUGGAUGACUUCUCUGAUUAUGCAGAAGAUGAGCAUGCUGCGCCCGCAGCCGAAGCCGGUGUCGAUGAAGCGGCUGAGUAUCUUGUGCCCGAGGAGGCGCAUGAAUUACGCGAGGAUGUGGUGCCAUCACCGGUGCCUGGUUACACGCCAACACAUGAUGAUGAUGAUGAUGAUGAUCAGCAAGUGACAGCGCACGCUGUGGAAUUGGGUGUGGAUGAUUUUGGUAAAGUGGAAACGGUACGUCGCACUGUGUGCUCGGCCACAAUGCCGAAGAGUAGGACGAAAAAGCAGCAGCUAGCCGAAGAUGAGAGUGGCGCAACGACAGCGAGUAAAGAUUUUCCCAG
This is a messenger RNA of Rhagoletis zephyria (snowberry fruit fly), 1689 nucleotides long. RefSeq lists its product as uncharacterized. The record is from RefSeq and is a predicted model, not a curated record. Lineage: Eukaryota; Metazoa; Arthropoda; Insecta; Diptera; Tephritidae.